Messenger RNA from Porites lobata, 28779 nucleotides. NCBI's taxonomy places the organism in Eukaryota, Metazoa, Cnidaria, Anthozoa, Scleractinia, Poritidae. The record is from the annotation of a GenBank genome assembly.
ACCUGUUUCAUUAAGGACGUCAAAUCUCAUUCCCGUGGAUAGGGUUGACUUAACUCGCCCGAUUGCCUUGUGAAAUCGUUUAAACACCUCAGCUGCUUAUUUUGUAAACUUCAACAAGGUGUUGCCCAUCUGAGCGGCACGUAUAACAAUUUUUAUGGACCGGUCACCUCUUCAUCCGCCCAUAGAUACGGAGUUUAACAUGCAAGGUAAGCUUUCUAGUAUUUAAUUAAAGUUCUCAGCAUUGCCUUUUCAUGCCGUGGUUAACAACACGUGAAACGAGGGGCUAAAAUCAUUUCUUUGCACCACAAAGGGUCUCAGGUGAGGCCCCACCUGAAAAGCAGUUAAUUAGGCUCAUAUUCUUGUAACUAUAGAAGAAAAACGCCAGAAAUAGUUUCACAAAGAUAUUUAACUUCCAGUUAGUCGCAAUCCCAGCUCGCUUGGUGCUUUUCGAGGCGUGUUUCUGGCAUCGUUCGUUUGUUUUGAUUCGCGUGCAAAACAUCAAACGAGGACUGGCUGUGAGGAGUUUCUUUACAAAACGGCCUCACGAUAUUCUAUACUUAAACUUUUUUAUAGUCUUCUGAAGCAUUGCAAUCAAAGGGUCUUAGACAAAGUUAGAGAGAUUUCAGUCUGGCGACUAGGGGAUUAUAAAUUUCGUUCGAUAUCUUUGCGAUUAUGCCCGGUCGCCUCGCCUCGCAUUGAUUUCAUAAGGCCACGAAUUGAUCAUGUCAGCACAAGAGGGCUUCUCAAGCGAUUGUCUGUGCGAAAUUUCCUAAGUAACCUUAUCAUUGAUCUACCAACUUAUUUUCCCUCAUCAAUAGUUGUUAUUGAACUGUGAUUGGCUGAAACCUAGGUAAAAGUUUCCACUGUAGUUUAGGGGUAGUCUAACGGGUUUUCUCGUUUCAUCCGCAGCCGUAGAGCGCAAGCCUGUUAUCUUGUGCAAAGUUUGUGGAGACAGAUCUUCGGGAAAACACUACGGCGUGUUCACCUGCGACGGCUGCCGCGGUUUUUUUAAACGAUCAAUACGCCGGAAUUUAAACUAUCAGUGCAAAGAGCGCGGAAACUGCACGGUCGAUGUAACACGGCGAAAUCAGUGCCAGGCCUGCAGAUUAAAGAAGUGCUUUGAAGUUAAGAUGAAUAAAGACGGUAAGCGGAAGGACUUUAUCUGUAAAGCUCGAUUCGUCGUUAAUUUUAUCUUAAAUUUACGUAUAUCUUUUUACGUCUAAGUCCCUUUGACUAUGGGCAGUGCUCGCAGGCCAUAAUCCCCUUGUGUACAUAAACUCGCUCGGGCGUGUAAUACUCUAUGCAGUACAGUAUGGACCGGUUAACUUGCAAAUGGAUAAAUUUGUAAUUAGUUGUAAGUUAAUUUAUUUACCCACUGGGUAAUUUAGUGAAGUUUUAAUAGUUCCACAGAAAAAAGCGGUCUCUUUUUAAAGGCCUUAAUUAGCCAUAAGCGUACUGAACAAAUCUGGUCGCUUCUUUAUGCUUUGUUUAUUCGGCUCAACUUUAUUGCUCGAUUCCACAGUCGUUCGUCUCUCAGUGAAUUAGCAAAAAUGUUAAAAGUAGAAAUAAAAGCAAGAAAGACAUAUCAAACUUGUGUUUCUGCAAAUGAACCAAAUUAAAGUAUAUUAUGUGAACCUCUGUGUGCAAUCUGACCCAUCAUAGAUAAAUUUAUCAAUUUCAUCAGCACCUUUGUCACAACACAAAACGGCGGCAAGUUUCCCUUUUAAAACCUCGGAUAUCAUAUCAUAGACUAGAAAAAGGAUACAACUCGUUUUUUUUUUUAAAGUAAAAGCUUUUCACAAUAUUUAAUUAAAUCAACAGUACGUUUUGGAAAAGUAACAAUAAAUCCUUCUAAGAACAAAAUUGUGAUCGCCUUGCCAGAAGAAAACAUCUGCCCCUAACGACAGUUCACCGGCAGGUCUUAUUUAUAAUUAACGCAAUCUAAAUUGCAGAUUUCCACUUUUAUAUUAUCCUUUUGCGUUAAAUGGGCCUGAGCUAAGAUAUAUUAAAUUUCUGUUAUGUUUUCUUAAGAACUGUUUUCUUUUCUCGUCACCGACUCACAUGCCUCUAAUGUUGCUUUUUCAGUUAGAGUAAAUGUAUACCCCACCACUGUCACCUUAAAAAUGCCAAUUGGCUGCGCCAAAAAAGUGUCAUUUGCGGGAACAUCCCUGGUACACAAAUAUGUCUUAACUGCGGUUUUGGGCGACCUUAGGGUUCCCUUGGUCUUGUUUAAUAAUUUACGUCGGUCUUGUUUGACUCAUUCAUAUGAGUGUGAUCGAAUCGAGGGACUGUGGCGGCUUCAACUUUUAACGCAAACAAAUGUUAUCAUAGCCAACAAAGGGCAACGGGUUGGUUUUUAAACCCCAGACGGGUACAAAAAUUAAGAAAAAUGCUGGAUAGACAAACUUUAGAACGUCAUGUUGCAAAUUAAUUAAAAGCAAAAGGGGAAGCUAAUAUUAAACAGCUUCAACAUCCGCGCAUUUCUAGUACUAUAUCCGUCAUUAACAUUCUUUUUUUGUUCAAAUGAUACUCUAAUUGAGAAUCGUCAUAAGUGAACUCCAAAUUCAGAAUCAUCUUAAAAUGCAUCGGAAAUGGUUGCUUGUUUAACGGCAAUUCCCAACAUUUCACAGGGUGCGGUUAUUAAAUACUUUAGCAUGCUAAGAAUCCUCAAUGUACUCAAAUUCGGAUCGGAACCAACUAAAAAACGUGUUGUUGUUCAAGAAACUCCCUUGCACUAAAACGUUUGACCGUUAAGAAUUCUUUAAACGUUUCAGCAUUUUCAAGAGCAAGCUUUAUUUGCAGAUUUGGGCAAAAUGAGAAGCAGAGCUUGAAAGUCAAUAGGGCCGGGAGGCAUUUUGAAUAAACUAAUCUUCAGAGAUUUUGACAGCGACCAGGCAAAAUUGUUCAAAUCAUGACUUUAGAUCAAGAGAAAAUAAUCUAAAAACAAAUUAUCUUCUUUUAGAUCGAUGUAUUGCAUUGUCUUUGUCAAAAAUGCUGAAUCUGAGCCAAAAAUUGAUAAAUUAAAUUUCCAAAAAAUUCUUUCUAAUGAACUGAAACACGCUCUUUCAUGGAGAUUGCUCGAUCCACUUUAAAGAUAUUUCGCAGGAUACGCUCACAUUGUUCCAGAUUAACUCUUAAGAAACUGAAAGUGUGUAUUGUGGUUUAAAGCGUUCUUUUCGAUCUUAACUCAGUGGUGUGUGGGCUGCUUUCGAAUGUUUGUGUUUUUGGAUAACCAUUUUAUUAAAUGUCCAUAAUUCAAGACAAUUAAGGCCAAGUUUACUGGCUUUUUGGCAUUGCGACAAAAAGAAGCAUUAAUUUUGGUGUUUGUUUAGUUUUUCACCUGAACUUAAUAUUCGGUCAUCUUCGUCAAAAUGAAACUACCACUUGCGUACGUUUUGCUGUGAAAAGCCUUCUUUAACAUGUUUACUGGCAGUUAAAACAUGCAUCUUAACACGACAGUGAAAAAAAGUUUGCCACAAACUCCUUUCUGUAAGUUUAUUUUAGCUAUUUAUGUCGACAAUUUCUCUAAAGGCUUUCGACGAACAAUUAAAGUUUGUUUGACAUAUUUGCAAAUUGUUUUAAAAACUUUAGAUGCGAAAAAAUAUUCAGGUACUUUUUCCCUUUAAGUGAUACACUACGUCGCAAAAAGUAUACGAUAUCCCAUAUCAACUCUACGUAAUGAAAACGAGCAUUAUGAUUGGUUCUUGAUAAGUCCUGAUUAGGCAAUAUAUGAACUGUACAAUAUCAUUGAAGGCACCGAUCACGUACCAAGUUGUACUUUAAAGGAACCCCGCGAGAAUUUUUGAGCCACAUUUUCGAAUGUAUACCUUACUGAGUUGAUUGUUUGGAAACCUCAAACUAUUAGUUUUGCGAAGGAAGAUUUAAAAUUAAACGACAAUCUUUUCAGUUCACGAAUUGUUGACCUAGCUCUUUUAAAAUUAGUUUUGAAAAGGAAACUUUUGUGCGAGAAUUAAGCUUCGGUAAAACGGGCGACAAAAACAGCGAUGUUGCUCGUUUUACCACCCUCGUGACCUGUUAAAAACCCAGUUUGUUGCGAGACAGGUUUGGCGUGGGUGGUAAAAAGCGUAACAUCGCUAUUCAACUUAUUUUGCAGCAAUUUUACAAGACAAGUUGCACGCCUUUUGUCGCCCAAUUUAUCGUACCUUUAGUAACUUGUUUUCUGCUCUUAUACGAAGAAGGGCCAAGAGACUUACAAAAUCUGUUCGCUAUAACAAGGUUUCGUUAUGUCGAGGUUCUAUUCCAUAUAUUUUACUAUUGCUGGGUAAAAAAUAUCGUUUAUUUUACCGAGGACUUCGUUACAUAGAGGUUCGUUACAUCGAGGUCUCACUGUAGUUUUUUAGAAGUAUUAUUUGUUGCGAUACCAUGUGUUGGUAAAAUGUCGAGUGAGAAAAUGAGGCUAAAAGGAUUUCCGGCAACAUUUCCUUAUUGGUUGAUGUUAAAUGUGUCUAAACUAAACUAAUAGAACAUAAAUAAAUAAAUGAAUUAAUACAUAAAUAACCUUAUUUUAGAGUUUUAGACAUUUCCAUUCUCGCUUAAACGCUUAUUUUAAUUUUAGAAGUCAGUCUUUAGUCAGCGAAUUCAUUCUAAUUACGUUGUGAAUUUUUAAUAUCCCAAUCUGACUCCAUACAAAUGUUUAUAAAAGUUACCUGGGUUGGUUUCAGCCCUUUUUUAAAAGUGAAAUUAAAUAGCUGUCUAGAGCUUUGUUUUCAACUCAGUUCUUUCUGUGGGGUAAAUGUGAACGAACUUAACAAAUAGCUAAAUGAAGAAGAUGAAAUUGCUUGCAUUUGGAUUAACAACGUCUUCUUAGUAUUUUAUGGUGGCUAUAAAGGUGUUGCAUCUUUUUAUUACUAUGAUAGUCUUCUGAUUAUAAAUCAAUUUUUGUUGCGCAAUACUACAAAAGAAUGGAGUGAAUCUCCGAGUCUUUUUCGUGACCUAAAACGGUUCCAUAGCAACGCUUUAACCUGUUUAAGACAUCCUUAAAGUUAGCAACGGCCUCUUAUUCUUUACACCCGAGCCCUAUAUACAAGCAUUCAAAAGUACUCUUGUUUUUUCCUCAGCGGUCCAACACGAGCGUGCCCCACGCUCCUCGCAGGUUGUCUCUAUGGCACCCGCGUGUUCGAUGCUCGGUGGAGUAUACGACCAGCCGACAGCGCAUGCUCCUGAGCAGCAGUUCGCAUACACCAAGAGCGACCCCAGUGAUGGUCCUCAACGCCAGUGCAGUCCUGCGUCAGAAGUGAAUCACACAAGACCCAGCGAACACACAAGCUUUUCUCCCCCAGCCUCCCGCCCUUAUCACGGCCAGAACAACAAUCAGUCCCCAGACUCCACUAAAAAGCGCAGUUUUCUCUCGAUAACAAGCAUGAUUGACACUGAAGAAAACAGCUCCCAGGCCUCGCCCAGCACAGCGCAUUCGAGUCCCAACCAAGUAAAAGAGAACGCUACCGAAGGACCACCUAUGGUUUUCCAGCCUUCCCCGGAAUCGCUAUACGAAUCCGCGGUACAACUGCUAUAUAUGUCAGUCACGUGGGCGAGAAAUAUCCCAACAUUCCUGGAUCUCCCAUUCCGGGAUCAGGCAAUUUUGUUGGAGGAGUGCUGGAGCGAGUUGUUUGUUCUGAGUGCCGCCCAGUUCUCUCUACCAGUGGACAUGGGGCCGCUCCUCUCUGCUGCUGGGCUGCAAGUAGAUAAAGCCCCUACCGAUAAGAUUGUUGCUGGAAUGGCCGACAUCAGACUACUGCAGAACGUUGUGGCCAGGUUCAAGCGAGUACAGAUCGAUUCUACUGAAUACGCGUGCUUGAAGGCUAUUGUGUUGUUCAAACCAGGUAAGUUGGCCUGUGUUUGUGGAAGAUGAGUUUGAAUUAAUGUAGUCAAGUAAUACUUGUAAUAUCACCUCGAAAAUUAAGCAAGUGCACCGGAAUGUUUAAAUUUCGUUACUCUGAACACUGUACAUAACAAGGCAUACAAAGACAUUAUUUCGGUGUACAUCUAGCGUCCAAUGUUGUUCUUCAUCUAACUCCUUAACUUAUUAGUAGAAUUCGAAAUUGAAGGCGGAAACACUUGAUCAGUUACCUAUAAUGAUACCCAAAAUGUUGUGUGUGAUCAAGCAAGAUUUUUUAGGGGCUUCAUUUUUUUAGGUAUGGUAAUGAACUAUGGCGACUUUGAAAUAAAGAAAAAUAAAAUUGGAACCAAGGGAAGUUGAACCACAACAGUGCUCUGUAAAUUAUAAGCAUUUGCUGUAGCCCCAGAACUGGACGUUGCGAUGAAUAAAAUAAGGACGUCAUUUUCGAUAAAUUUGACCAUGUAAAAGGGGACUAUAACAGAUUAAUUUCCAAAGAUGGAUAAUGGGCUAAAAUACGUCCCACACUGUACUCAGGAGAGCUCCACACUGUGACGGACCAACCUAGUCUAUGGACAAUACAAUACAAUACUUUAUUAUUUACCCACGCUACAUCUAGGAGUGAUGAAAACUCGUUAAAACAUGUUUAAAAGACGUUUAAAAGUGAAAAUAUCCUUGGCGUUUCUAACAUACGUAGGUGGAGAAUUCCAAAGUUUUGCUGCCAAAAAUGAAACUGACUUAUGGCGCCAUUCUAAAUUAAAAUUGGGUAGCGUUAAAAGUGUUCCCACCCUCUUAAAUGAUAACUACAGAUUUUAAUUUUAAAAAAAAUUCUUCCUGGAGUUCCCAAGAAUAAUAUUAGCACUUGGUGGAGUGGGAACAGAUCUGAAUUUAAAUAAUAGCUGCAACUCAAUUCCAAGUUAGGGCUUCGUUGAAGAGAUUUUAAUAAAACUUUUCACCUUCCUUUGUAGACUUGCGAGGCCUCCGCGCUCCGCACAUGGUAGAGAGACUACAGGACCAAGCUCAAGCAAUGCUUGGGGAAUAUUGCCGCAGUCACACUCCUGAUCAACAAGUCAGAUUUGGCAAACUACUAUUGAUGCUUCCUUCUCUACGAUCGGUCAGUCCAAAGAUGAUUGAAGAUCUGUUCUUCCGAGGAGCCCUUGACAAUGUUCCUAUCGAGCGAAUGCUUUGCGAUAUGUUCAAAUCAAGCUAAGUAGAAUUGAAACAACUCAGAGUACAUCAAACUCUAUACGGCAAAACAGAUGGUUUUGUUUUUUCUUUAAAAAACGUCAAUUGUCGCUGGCAAGACUUUGAAGCACCGAGUGCACGUGGGGCUUUAUUUAUAAUACCCCUCCAAUUUUUGAGCGCCCUCCAGACCUUUCAUGACCAAUCUCCAACUUCGACUGUUUUGCAGUCUUACCAGAGGAUAAAUCUCAGUUUCUAAUUAAAAUACAUAGAAAGUUACACAUCAUCAAAGACGGUUUCUUCAGAAACUUAUCAAGAAGAUAUAAAUUUGGACUUGAAAUACACGACCGAAUAGUAAAAUGAAAACAUACCUUAAACGGUAGCAAAGUACAGCUUAUUAGUCCUGAUCGAAAUUUUGUAUAAUUAGUUCACACACACACGAAUUAUUUAUUGUUAUAAGUAGCGUACAAGAGAUUCAUCCACAGAUCUGUAAGUUCAGAACCGAAGUUGUAAAUAGUAUUCAGCAUUUCCUAUGUGUAAUCGCAAUCUUUGAGUUAAAAACAAAGAAAGAUUGAAGAGAGUCUAAACUGUGAAUAUAUAAGGCUGAAAGACGUCUAACAACUUUUCGAUUUCUGGCCAGCUCUGAUGCCACCGGUACUAAAGCUAAGUGGAAUGAUUUUAUCCUGAAAGGUGCCAAAGUAAUCUCCCUGAGGCCCCAGUUGUUCAAAAGGUGAUUAACGCUAUCCACUGGAUAAAUCCUUAUCCACGUGAUAACGCAACAGGCAACGUGGCUUAGUGGUUAGAGGCCCCGAGUUCAAGUCCAACCUUGACCGCUACAUUUGUUUCAAGUGUAUUAAGGUUUGACUUUUUUGAUACAGAAGACCCUCAGCAGAUUUUAAGGCAUUACGCUUACAGCUCGUAAGAACAAGUUUGCUUCAGUCCUGAAACUUAGAAGAAUUAACAAUUGACGUGUUUGAUCAAAUAAAAGCGUCAUACACCGUCAAGUGAUUUCCCGCUACUGAUUACGGCACAAAACGUGCUUCUUCCAAUGGGGAACAUUUGCACAUUAAAAAUUCGAAACUUUCCGACGCCAAAAUGGCCUUAAGAUCGUUGUUAACAUGACUCCCCUUUUAACGUGGAAUUCAUUCUUCUCUUAUCAGUUAUAGUAGUCAGAGUUCAAAUCCUUUGCCACACUUGUAAAAAUAGCCAGCUGGUUCGCCUCCUACAAGUUGAGAUUCUCAACCAUGUUAUCACGUUCUAUUUAAAUUAUUAAUUUCGUUAAGCCCCAUAAAGGAAAUGGACAAUUUAAGUGUGAAAUUUGAUUGAUUUAAUUUGACGCAAGUGGUUUCAAUACUUAUCCGUUAAAUAGUAAUUUAUCCUAUGAAUAGCGCUAUCCAACGUUUGAACAACUGGGGCCUUGACGAGAAAUAUAAUUUCAGUAACUUUUGUGGAGGUGAGCCUUUUAUUAACGUGCUUACAACCAAUGAGCAAUACCACGGAAGAGCCAUUAUAUAUUCCGAGAAAGAAUUUGUAAACGAUUUGUACAGAAACUUUAAGUGUAUAUAGUCUGCAUACUUCUAUUUUCUAGUUAUUUGAUAGAGUGUUUUAAAUUUUGCUCAGAAAAGCGAAGUUUCUAAGCGUCACAUUUUUUUCUUUAUUUUCAGCUUGAUCAUUGUAUUUUGCAGAGGUUUUGAACAGGUUUCUAUCUUAACGUUUGUAUAAAAUCUUGCUGCGCUCUUUAUACCCUGCUGCUAGCAGAGGUUUCCGGCUUUCCGGUAUGAUUUUUAGCAAUUAUGAAGUCGUUCACGAAAACUUCGUGAAUAUAUAAAUUGUAACUCCUAGACGAAAGGAACGGUAUACCUUAACUAAAGUGGAAAUUCACAAAAGAGUAAAUAAUAUUAAUAUACUACAUGUGAUCAGAACUCAUGGCAAAAGCGUACAAGCGAUUUAAUCGGUCCAAAGCGUGAAAAUCGCGCAAGUUAGUACUAUGAUAAGCCAAGUCCUUAAUUUUUUAUAACUUGACAUUUUUCAUAAAAAGGGAGCUUUCCUCCUUGUUUUUACUUUAACUUAGUGUUUAGGGUAUAUUUCCGCUUUCAUUUUUCAGGUUGUUUUAUAGUAAGAAACUGAAAUGAUUAUGUCUGGUAAAUGUACAGUUUCAAAGGGCUGAUAUCCGGGGGGUACUCAACAAAGUUCAGUACGGGGAGGCACCGCCCCGACGUUUAACCCCUCACCCUUUUAUAUACCAUUUUUGGCAGAAAAGGCACUCCUUACGUAUACUUCUCAGUUAAAAACGGUACCUUUGUUCACAUACUUAGUUGGGAAAUUUACAUCCCUUUUGAUUGCUAUAAAUGCACUGUCUAUAAAAUAUGAAUAUAUCACUGUCAAAACCAGAACUCUUCUUCGACUUCUUCACAGUCACAAAAUGCACCGUUUACCCUUUUGGGCCUUUUCACAGACCCAAAUGACAUAUCUGUUAGUGAAUAACUGGAGAAGAUAGGAAGAGAAAUAACUCCAAACAACAACUAUUAAACUGACCAAAGCAAGUCAGUACAUUUCCUAGUCUUGUAAAUACCAAUUUUAUCAAUUUGUUGCUCAUCAGAUUAGGUUUGCUUGUUUGUUUGUUCGAUUUUAAUUUAUCUGGAAUACGACUUUUUUAUUAUUAAUAUUGCAUAUCCUUUCUUGACACUCAUACUUUUUUUUUAUUCCAAAAAAAAAAUUGAAUGGUUGUGAGAACCUUAUUUCUUGUUCAAAUAGUUAUUUUUUGGUUUGUUUUAUUACUUUUUUGUUUCUUUUAUCAGUACUUUUUUAAUUGCAACGGUUAUAUUUUCCUUUGUAUGGGCGGGUUAUUUUACAUUUUUACCACCUUUUAUGCCACCUUACUUUAAAGUUUCUACGAAAAAUCGCAUUUUAAUGGAACUGAACAACAUUUAACAGUGUAUUUUUAAAACCUUUUUCAAGUAAUCCAUUUUUAAUCUAAAUGUAAAUAGCGAAAGUUUAUAACUGUGAGAUAAUGUCUAAGAAAUAGAGCUUUGUCUGAGCAGUCAUUUAAAUAAAACCUUCUAAAAAAAUCACUCUGAUUUUUAAAGUUUAUUGUUGGAUAAUCAUGUUGUUUCAAACGCUGAAGUCUGUCUUACGCAUCGAUGAAGAAAACCCGCUUUUCAAGCUUUUCAGUUUUGUAGCUACUACCGUCAUUCGUUAGUGGACGAUUGCUUAGUCCCUAAGUUUCAUUAUUGCAAGCAGCCGAUGAAUUUCGGGUCACGUGGUUCUAGCGAGUUGCGAGUCUCUCCUGGCCAUUCGUCUCGUAUACGUCACCGAAAUGCAUUUACACAAAAACCAUUUACGCACACUUGUUUUAAAAUUCAAACGACAGUUAACAUGGUUUAGUACCCGGAGGGGCAUCUGCCCUGGUAUCCACAAACUAGAGAAAACCACUUUUGCGCUAAAAAACAACCAAAUGUGCCUAUAAAAUGCCACACGGGGGAGGAAAGACGGCAAACAGCACAUUUCAGGAUUUUUGAUUAAUCUCACGGAACGCUUGAAAAGUCGUAUCUUCUAACCAAUUUGUUAUCAAACAGUGAAGUGAUCUUCAAAUUCUUAAUUAGGGGGAGCAAAGAUCGGUUGACUUAAUGACUGGGCCCGUUGAAUGCGGAAGAAACUGUGAGGUUAGGGUCGAAGUCGCUCACGAACUGUCGCACUGCUGACUUAACCAAUUAGGGCUAUCAGGUCAAAAUGGCGCGCGCAAAAAAAAUAACGGCUAACGAUUAAGUAAUGGUUUCGCGUUACCAAGGUUUCGCGCUCGUGUUGUGAAACAAACAAUCUUUUUUCCCCGCAAAUUUUUCCCCUUCCAAUUUAAAAACUUCCCUUUACCGGAAAUCCUUCCAAGUUACAUGAAUCUGACGCUUAUUUGGUCUUCUCUUAGCUCCCUAUUGUGAAUACUUUGGCAAUAUUUUUUCUUUCUUUAAUUUUUUUACUAGGUGUUCCUCAUGACGCGAACUUCAACAAUGUGAAUUCUCUUUGCGAAAAAUUAAAACAUUUAUAGGCAUUGAUUAUAUUUGAUUCCUCUAGAAAAGGCGUUUACUAACCUUAAUCGGGUUAAUCUCUCCUCAUACUGUCAUCAAGUCUUGAUUUUUUUCUCUUUUCCUUACGUGAUAUUUCCCAGGCAAAACUUCGCCGAAGAUUUCACUUUGUGAACUCCCUUUAUGACGCAAAUUAACGUCAUUUAGAAUAUGUAGCGCGCGGUGAUGCUUUUUUAAAAGAGUCCUAUAAGUAGAGUGGGAAAAGUUUGGUAACUUCAAGCGUCACGGAGGGUUGAAAACAAUCCCUUAGUCUAUGUACAGUCGAGAGAGCAGCUGUACACAGGCAAACAAUCCCGUUCUCUGAUUAAGUUUAAACUUCCCAUCAAUUCAAAUCUGUAUAAGCCUUUUGACCUAAAACCGUACAUCGCGGCCAGUCUUAUGUCAGCGCCCUCUCCCACCAAGUUAGCUUGUAUGAAUUUUAUGCAUGCUUAGGGCAUAGGGGAAUCAUCCGGAAUUGUUCCUAUCCUGAAGCAACAUUUUCUAGCACCAUACCUCUACCAAAGUCUUGAAUUUGCCUAUAUGACCACGUAUAGUAAUUUUCCCCGGUAAUUAUAGGGCGCAAAAAAAUCCGUGUUUGUAAAAACUAACUCUAUGUCAAAAAGUUAACUGUCAAUUCCAGAAUGAUUUGCUGAUGAUAAUGCUCAUAGGUGAUCAGAUCAAUUCGACUGCAGUUUAUAAUAAAUAAGCACGAGUAAAUUUGAAAGAAAAAAUAUGCGGGUACUUUAAUAAUGUAGUAAUAAUGACAAAAACGAUCAAUAUAAUAAUGUGAAUAAAUAAUAAUAAUAAUGAUAAUAAUUUACAUGUGACAACCAGUGCCCCAUUACUUGCAUGUACAAAUGGUUCACGUCUUGCCUAUUUGCCCCUACAAACCAGCAUCUAGACGAAUGUAACUUGAUGGAGGGUGCGCAGCGGGGUGAUCACGCAGGAUGUAGUGGUACAGUGGACAAAAGGGCCAUUUAUACGAGAAAAAAUAAGACGCGAACUGAACCAUUUCUACGAGUAUGUCUUAUCUAAGACAAUAACAGCUCGUAUAAAUGGUUCGCGUCUUAUUUUUGUUCUUGACUCGUUUUCAUGUGAAUGAACUGAACUUACUUUUUAAGUGUAAGUUUAUAAUACGAAGAUAGCAGUUUUGAUUAGUAAAUAUGAGUUGUGAUAGUUUAAAGAUAAAAGGGUCUACUUACUCAGCAGACGUCACGCAUUUGUCCAGGAGGUUUGCUAUCGACUUCUCCUUAAAUAAUAACCAGAAAUCCUUUUCCUUCGCGAUGGACCAAGUGUUUCUUUUUGCUUUUAAUGGCGAGCUCGAGGCGAGCUCAUUGUAAUUGAGCGAAGAAAAAAAUAAAGCAAAAUAGACAAGAAAACGGAAACGCGUUGCAUUUGUAAACGACUUUUCCUCGCCAGUAGUCUGCCAGUCCAGCGCGGGGCAAGCGAUAAUUUCCCGCCAAAAUUAACGCAUGCGUACUGUGCGUUCGCGUCUUAUGUAAGACGCGAAGGUCAUUUAUUCGAAGUUUUUUUCUUCUUAGCUAAGACGUACCCGCGACGCGUCUUAUCUAAGAACAGGUGUUGAGGGCUGUUCUAAAAUAAGACGCGUCUUAUUUUAGACAAAAUGUGCCGCAUAUACGGAAAGUUCGCGUCUUAUUUUUCUCGUAUAAAUGGCCCUAAUCAGUUGAUUGAUCGGACGGUGACUUUAGAUUGUCACAGGGAAAGGCGCAAUCUAAGUAGGGCAUGGAUUGAUGUUAAGAAAGCGUAUAAUUCAGUGGGUCAUGGCUGGUUAAAUGGGGUAAUAUUGUUGCACAGGUCUCCGGUCUGGUUGUGUUGGGUCACCGCCAAGCUUUGUAGAAGCUGGAACACGAGAGUGUUGGUUGUCACAAGGAAAGGGAAGGAAACCUCCCAACCGAUCAAGAUUCAGCAAAGGUGUUCAUGAAAAAGUUGGCUUAUCAUUUUCAUACCGAAAAGGAACACAUUCGAAUUCAAUGUUUUUCUCAGGGCUUUUGUCAUUUAAACCUCUGUGGGAUUACCAAUUAAUUUAAAUAUGCGCACAAAAAAUGAAUUAUGGAUUCUGGUGGUGAAGUAAAACGUCAGGGGUAAUAUGACACCAUCGUUCAAAUGGCCAAUUCACAUUGAUUUCUAUCCUAGCGCGUUCAGUCAAAACAACGGGGUUUGAAACUGUUUUUAAAAAGUUGAGAAGUAACAAAAAGCGGCCCAACAGUCAACGAAUUGUUCAAACAUGUCUAAAUCACUUUCAUGGAAGGAAAUGUUAUCGCCGUUUGCACGGCCGGCGAUUUACCUGGCAGGCGACAGCCGAAUGAGGUGAAAUCUUCUCUUUUCCGAUACUUGUCAAAAUUUCCUCCACUUCAGCACCCUUCUAGACAAACUCUUUUUGGCCUUUUCAGCCCUGCAGAUUAAAAACGGCUAUACAUAUAGCUAGCUGAUGAAUAAACACACUGUUCAAAAGCUAGAAUCAUCACUUCAUGAGGCUUUGACAGCUCCGUCAGACUCUAAAUCUUUCGAGAAUUAUUAAAAAGCCAUGCCAGCGGGCUCCGACACUACUUAUCCAUAUUACCUUCUAGUUCCUCUUAUAGACAUCACUUUUGCCAAACCGUCAACCAAAAACGUAUGUUUUUACGGUGUUCUCAACCUUUGAACUAUUUUCAGGUGCUGUUUUGCGGUAUGUAGCGCUCGCGAAAGAAACAAUAGAAACUCUACGCAAAGCCGAUACAAAUUUUGCGCUACGGAGGUCAAAUAUGAUUGGCUCUCGUUGAGUUUCUCUGUUUAUUAACCAAUCAAUACUUUGUCUUUGUUUCUGUGUCAUGUUUUCUUUAUAUAAGGGACGGACCAUUAGAAAACUUAUGGGGGGGGCGGGCGAAGUACAAAAAAAAAAUUCGCGCAAGGGAAAAUUAAAUGAAAAAAAAUUCUUGCACGCCAAUAAACCCUAAGAAAUAUUCAAGCAAGGGCCUGAAAAAAAUUCAUACAAGGAAUUUGAUAACAAAAAAAAAUUCCUGCAGCUCGAAAAUUCCCCUCCCCCCCCAUAACUUUUCUAAUGGUCCGUCCCUAAGAAAUCUGAGCCAAUUUCCCAUGAUCUUUGUUCUGGACUUGCGUGACCAAAUAUUACUUUUAACCCGGGGGGUACUCCCAUACAUUACCUAUACGGGUAUGUGCUUUGGUAUGUGCCGCCCAACGGGGUCGUGAUUUUGAAGCUGCUGAUUUAGAACGGGGUAUCCAUUUCAGAGGCGUUUUCUAGAACGGGGUAUAAAAAAUUGUGGAUCACUUCUUUAUCCUCUGCUUAAAAUUGUUGCUGAUUAUGAAGAAGCAUUUAUUUGAUGUAUAAGUCGAACAAAUAAAGAAAUAUCUUUUUAAAAAAACAGGGCUAUUUCAAUUUUCAAACUUUCUAGAACGGAGUAUAAAAAAUUGACCCAUUUCUAGAACGGGGUAUCAAUUUUAGAGGAAUUUUUUUUUUAGAACGGGGUGCCAAUUUGGAGUCCCGGGCGGCACAUACCCACCCCAAAAAUACCCAAGUGCCCCCCCUUCCGGGACCUGAAAGUAGUUUUGAUUUUAAAAUAUAUAGAUUUAGAGAUAUAGGGCUAAAAGCGAAGCUUUCGAAGCUCUCUAUUGUUUACUCAAAAUGAAAAGCAACCAAUCACUAUACAAUAGAUUCCCGCGCAAUUGCUGUCAUUUGCUUCUUCAAAUCAGCUUCCGCCUUGUUCGAGUGUCUCUGUUGCAGUGGAGGAAGAUUAUUUUAUUUUUUUCUCAAGAGAAGGAGAGCGAAGCAGAGUAGAAAGACGAGUGGAAAAAAAAGCAGGUUACAGCGAAGAGAUUGGCACAAAUGUUUCAGUGGAGUAAGUCAUUCCGCAGAUUGUUGUAAUGGAGCUGAUGUUUUUGCGGAGAAUACAUGUGACAACUAAGGAAGAACUUGAAAGGCUGAUGAUGCGGGAACUCCAACGUCAACUAUUUUGACUACUUUCCAGUUUGAUGUGACGGGCACGGGGUCCGCGGGUAUACUCGUGGCUUGGAAAAUAUCGGUUCAAUUACAGUAAUCUGCGGUAUGACUUACUCCAAACAUUUGUCAUGAUUUGUGCCAGUCUCUCCGCUGUCACCUGCAUUUUUUCACUUGUCUUUCUACUCUUCGUUCUCCUUCUCCUGAGCCGUGAAAAAUAACGUAAUCUUCCUCCAUUGCAACAGAAACAUGAACUUUUAAGUGACGUCUAGGUCUAGCAUCUCUGCAUUAGAGAUCCGGCAAAAAGGAACCAAUCGGUUUCAUUUAAGCGUUGAAUGGACCUUAAGCCUCGGUGCCAGAGGUUUUUUUUUUCGGGGAAGUGAGAAAAAGCUUUUUCUUGCUUUUUCUCUCUUCCCCGAAAAAAAAACCUCUGACACCCUGGAUAAGUGGACCUCUGCAUUCAAAGGUUUCAUGUACGAGGAUACUGCUAUUUAAUGUUUGUUCAAUUCUGUCAGUAAAGUCAUUACCAGUCUGCUUUAGUGCUUUUGCUCAGACACAAAAUGUUCCUGUAGAGUUAUAAAGACGAUAACAAACAAUUUCAUUAUGGAGCACUAAUCACUUGAAAAAGUUGGUCCAGCUUUUUCAAUAGCAUAUCCAUCCUUGCUAUCCUUUGCAACAGACGCCAGGGAACAGUUUCCACAAAUCGCGUGACAACAAUGACAGUAACAAUGACAGUCCCUCGUUCCCCUCUCGUUCCCGCCCUUUGCCUUUACCGUAGUAGCCUGGAUCGAGGCCUGUCACCAUCCCGGCAUCAACAUGGCCGCGAAUAGAUCAACAGAAUUCGUAAAGUUGUGCGCUCUUUUUGCAUUUAUUUUCGCAAUAACUGAAACUAAAACUGUCGAUGUCGAAAAAGAAAAGGAAAGGGCAGCUGCCGAGAAAGAAAACAAGUACCAUGCCAUCGACACAGCUUUCUUGUUAGCCAUGAUGUUCUUAUUGAUCAUAACUGUUCUGACCGUAUGGCUUUUCAAAGUCAAACGUUUCCGCUUUCUCCAUGAAACAGGAGUGUGCAUGAUUUAUGGUGAGUUAAAUGUUUUUUUCUCUUAUUUUACUGCAGUAGAAGCUUAGCUUUCCCCUCCUAUCAGGGUGUUUACUUGUUGUGCAACGUACAUGUAAUUGUUUAAGCUUUUAAACAUCUUGUAACCUGGUUUAUGCAGCACGGCCAGCUGUCAUACACUUUCGAAACAAAUCAUUUUGGACUUACAGAUAAGCUAAUUCACAGGAAACUGCACUUAAAAUUUCAUCGGCGGACAAAUAAAUAUAUAUAUAUCAUAUGGCUUAUUUAUGUAGUUGUUAUUAUGGAGCCAGUUCUACAGGAAAAAAUAGUAGUUUCACUUUUUAUGUUCUUUGGGUCAAUACAUGUAAGAUGAGCCAUCUCAAUAGUUAGAACGACAUUAUACAGGAUGAUAAAGAGCCCUACAGAAAAGCACUGGGCUUAACUACAGAAUACAGGGCAAAUUUUCUAGAUAUAUUCGUUGGGGUGGCUCGGUGGCUCGGUAGUCCCGACUGACGAGCCACCGAGCCUUCGAGCCACUAAAUUAUAUAACCUCGACUGACGAGCCACCGACCGCCGAGCCGCCAAGCCACUAAAAUAUAUACCUAUAAUUUGCUAUAAUACGUACUAAAAUAUGUGCCUAUUAUGUCUGUCUUAUACUUAUAUGUCCCACAUCUUUCUCGUUCUUUAAACACUUGUCAUGACUAGCGAGCCACCGAGCCACUUCUGUUUAAGACCUUAAAAUAUGGCCCUGUAUUCUGUAGUUGCUCCAAGCACUGCUCAAGCUUUAAUUUAAUGGUCACACUUCAGUGGUGGAUCCAGACCUUCAGAUAAUCGGGGUGGUCAUCCAGACUAAGGGGGGCAGUCUCAAAAGAAUUUUUUUGCCCCAUUGGGCCCGGCUCAGUUUGGUCUAAAAAUAAGGGGGGACCCAGGCCCCCCUGGCCCCUCCCCUGGAUCUGCCACUGCACUUUUGGAUGUCAUCCCUGGAUUUAAAUUUUACUCCACCAUGGUGUGGGUGGGGGGUGGAUGGAACCCCUCCCUGGAGUUUCUGAUAUGUUGCAGUAUUUUGAAGCGAUUUUACCUUUAGUGGAAAGCCAUUGAUCUUCUUAACAAGAUGAGGAAAAUUUUAUGGGUGGUGGUGCUGCUAGAGGCCUGUGACAUCUGUUCUACCCUGAGAGUAUAUAUUUACAUGUACAAGUCCAUACAGCAGCUAGUACCACAAGAUAGUCUUACUCUGCUGCUGUCAUGUAGGUGACUUAUCAUAAAUUAUUAGGGAGCUUAAGCAACAACGACAGUGAUGGCUUCAAAAGCCUCACUUAAAAAGUGAAUUCUAAAGGACUAUAACCAAGUUCAGGAAAAGGAAAAGAAAAUGGUUAUCUUGUGUUCAUGCCCUCCACUAAACAUGAAAAUAGGCAUUUUCACGUUGUAGUCAUGCAGUGACAACAAGGAAAUGUACAAAAAAGCAUGACACAUGUGCAAAGUUGUUUUUUUUCGAAUCUAAACCUGUUGUUUCUUUGCUGCUCUCAUUGUUGUCGCCAUUCUCAUUGCUUAACUCCUCAUUGUGUGGUUGUGUAGGUAACAUGGCAUUUCCUGAUGUACAUGUUGGUCUCUAGACUUAUCUACCAACUAAAUAUUUUUAUAGCUUGUUAGAUUUUUCGUUGUACUCCAUCCCUGAAUUUAUAACAUUUCCCUCUUAUCAGGCAUGAUAAUUGGUCUCCUUAUAAAGUACAUUGGAGGAGAAAGCCGUGUUCCUGUUGCUCAACCCAACUGUACGAUCCCUAGCACUACAAAGAAGCUGUAUAUCAGGACAGUGAAUGGAAGCCAGUAUUCCUAUUCUUUAUCUGGACCUGUGCAACAGGAUAACUCCACAGAUCAAGGGAGUGAGCUGGAACAAAAGGCAAGUGAUGUUGACUUUCAUAGAUUUUCUUGAGUUGUUUGAACUGUACAGACUAUCUAAAAACAAUGCAGAUGUGCAGUUGACUCCCGAUAAUUCGAACCUUCGUGGGAAAUAGAAAACAGCUUGAGUUAUUGGGAGGUCGAGUUAUUGAGGGUAAAAUUACACAGAAAACAAUCUAAAGGGAAAUGAAAAGCUUCAAGUUAACAGGAGGUUUGAUUUAUAGAGGGCUCAAGUCACCGAGAGUGGACUGUAUGUUAACAAGGUAUGUUAACAAGGUCAAGGCUUCGAGAUAACAGGAGGUUCGAGUUAUAUAGGGUUCAAGUCACCGAGAGUGGACUGUAUGUUAACAAGGUUUUAGCCAGAAGUGUGUCCAGGCUUACUGUGGAGUCCAAUGUUUAGAGGUAUUUUGAAAAUAGAUUCAUUCAUAGCCAUCCCCAAGACUUCAGGAAAUAAAAUAAAAUAAUGAAGAAAUCAUCUUGAGACUGAACAGUGAAUAAUGCACUUCUUUUGUUUUAUUCCCACAAACCUCAGAGCCAAGUGUGAGUAAUUUAAAAGAGAAAUAUAUGCAAUCUGCCUAGCUAUUCCCUCAAUCUCCUACAAUUACCUUUAUUUGAGAAAACAUGCCUCCUGGACUCCUCAUUUUCAAUGUAUAGCUAAAAGCUUGCUCCAGCUUUAAUAUCAUAGCCAGUUUGUUUGGUCUGUACACACCUGUAGACUGCCUCUUGACGCUAAUUAUGGCAUACAUGUACAAGUAUGUAGCUCCCUUCGUAAAAGUGUGUAACCUUGCGUGAUAUGUGUACAUGUACAAUCAAAGUCCCCACUAUUAUUAAUGUCUUGCAUUUAGGUGAGUGCCAAAAUGCUCCUUUCUCUGUAGUGUGACUGUCCUUUGAUUAAAGAGAAUUUUUAAUGUUACUGAUAAUUAUUAAAAAAGUCCAUACCUAUAACUUAUGAUUUACAAACUUUUCACAUGUUCUGUUAUCAUCCUUGACUGGCAUGGGUUUCAAUAAAAAUUGAUUCAGAAGUAGCUAGCAGGUGUGAAGAGAGUAACCGACCGUAUCACCAAGUGGCUGUAGUUCCCUUUUUCUAGGGGGGUCUGGGGGUGUGCUUUCCCAGAAAAUUUUGAAAUUUCAAAGCCUUAAAAAGCAAUUUUCAGUGUUCUGGGGACUAAAUUGAGGACAAGAGAGCACGUUUUCCAUUAAUUAAAGAAAAUGUAGCUUUCAUCCCACUUUCAAUUAAUUUUGUCGGUCACAUAAUCAGUUCCUACCUGCAAUGAACAAAAUAUGAUGAAAACUACGUACAUUUGCACGUAAACAAAUUCUGCGUAAACCUGUAUUUGUAAAUUAUAUAUUUUCAUUCAGAUUUUAUUAUACAUUUGUUGUUUUCAACAUUAUUCAAACUAGUGCUUCUUCUUUCUAGAAAAAAGUAGCCGACUUCUAUGAGCAAAGUAGCCAACGCCUUUCGUCGGCCGUCAGUGCUUAUUGAAACCCCUGACAGGGUAAAUACUAAUACAAUUCAACAAAAGAAAUUUCACAUUUUUCAUUUUGGUUCUUAUUGUAGGCUGUGUUUGAUCCUGAGAUAUUUUUCUAUGUGCUGCUACCUCCUAUAAUCUUUUAUGCUGGAUAUGACAUGAAAAAGGUAUUUGAAAAAAAAGAUGCUGUAAAUAAUUAUAUUAAAAUAUUGUUGUCUUUGAGUCAAAUAAACAUCAUUUAAAAAACUUGGCAACCAAGAAAAAAUAAUGGAAUAAUAUAACAAUAAGAACCUACAUGACAUCUACAGUUCUUUACUGUUUCAGCGAUUCUUCUUCAGAAACAUUGGCGCAAUUUUAACAUAUGCUUUCGUUGGUACCACUGUGUCGUGUGUAGUCUUUGGGUAAGUUUGUAAUUGGUGACAUUUUACUAAAAAUCAAUCAUAGAAUCGGCCAAAUCGAGGCUGAGUGCAAAGUCUCUGAUACGAAAAUAAAAAUUAGUUGUCUUGCAAGUGAAACUUAUUUCCAUGUAAAAGAAUUUGCACUUGGCCUUAUUUUGAAAGUGACAGUUUUGGAAACUCAAGGGAAUAGGGCUUUAUUACAGUGUUUGAUAAAACUGAUAACUAGAGUAAUCUCUUGGAAUAUUAUGUAAGGGUACCCAACCUUGACAUGUAUGUGACUUUCAGUUCACCCUAAGAGCGUUUUGUUAAGAAUUUUUUCUGCCCUUGUUAUUUAUUCUGGAGCACAAUUCAUUGAGUUCCUUUUGAUUGCCUACUCAUACAAUGCUGAAAAACAUUAUUCUAGGGCAUCACAUUAUCUCAGUAGUGUCUUAAUAACUAGGUGCAACUGCAUGUGUUAUGGUUGAAGCAAACAAUUUCAUUGCUUGUUUUGAAUUUGAAUUUCCCUUGUUUAUGGUUGUGAUGUAUGCUAAUGAAUUUAAAACAAGAGAAAAAUAAAAUUUAAACCAAGGAUUUUAAACAUGAACCACAACUCAUCACCUUAAAGGGGAUUUUAUGAUUGAUGAAGUUGCCAAAUUGGGUUAGAAAUUAAUAGCAAACAUUAAACAUGGUUUGGUCAUGAUGGUGGUGUGCUGCAUUUGUUGUUGCCACUUUUUUUUUUAUACCAUUUCUUGAGGGAGCGCGGGAGUCACUUUUAGAGUACAUUACAUGGCAAUUCACGAAUUUCCUAGUGGGACGGGAGAAUUUUUAAAAUAAACACUAGCUCUGAAUUUUCAAUCAUCAUUAAUGAAUCAAUGGAAAGAAAACAAGGCAAACUCUGAACGUUAAUUUUGAUUUAUUGUUUUAAUACCAAAGCAAAACGAAGUCAUCUUUCAUGGUAGUAACCAAAAACUAAGGGAUUGUUCUCUUUUGUUUGUCUAGAUCUACCAUGUAUGCCUACACUAAGUUUGCUACAGUAGACAAAGAUUUUGAUUUCUUGGAAUGCCUUCUGUUUGGAGCUUUGAUAUCAGCAACAGAUCCAGGUAUGUCAAGUUUCAAAAUGGUUAUGAGCAAUGUAAUAGUACGUUCAUUCAUAGUUUAGAUAGAUGCAAUUGGCCUUUUAUCUAAUUCGUAUAGCAAGAUCCAUUUCAUAUGUCUUGAUUACAGGUGUGAAAGAGCAUUGACUAAUAUUGGGUACUAGAGUGUUUGGUAUUUUGCUUUCCCUUAAUAUUGUGCUUAUAGUCACUUUAGUGACUCUUUUUUUAUGAUUUUUAUUUAACCUCUAUCUGGACAAGAAUGUACUUUCCAAAAAACUAAACUGGUUAAUAUCUUCUUCUUGUAGAAUGUAAAAUGAAGACCAUAUGCAAUUCUAGCUGCAUGUAUUCUACACUUUUUGAUCAAAGCAGAAUACAUACAAUGUAAAUGGUAAUGGUACCAAUGAUCUACUGUAUCAUGUGACCAUUUUUCCAUUUUUGUUUAUAGUCACAGUACUGGCUAUUUUCCAUGAUCUCCAUGUUGAUGUGGAUCUGUAUGCUCUAGUAUUUGGUGAAAGUGUCAUGAAUGAUGCUGUGGCUAUUGUUCUAUUCAGGUAGGAAGCACUUCCAGUGACUGUUCAUCCCUGAUCACAACUAGUGAUGGGGUCAAAUAAAGUGGUAAUCUUUACUUGAAAAUGGGUGUGAUUGAAGAACAGGUUCUCCGACAAUCUGUCAGCUCUCUGUUGGUAGACUGUUGACUAACAGUAGGCUGACAGAUGAGCAACAGUUGGCUGACGAACGGCUAACAUGUACAAACGGCCAACAGUCAGCCAAUACAUACAAAUGGUCAACAGUCGAGCUGUUGGUGGUCUGUGGGUGAACUGCUGGUUGACAGUCUACCAACAGAAGGCUGACAGAUUUUGGGGGGAGCUAUUUUUCAAUUUUACCAGGGAAGGUUUAAUACACUGCUUGUAAUGGGUAAUUUCCAUGGUUUAGGAAUCCACAGGUAAAUGCCGUAAAAAACGUUUUACAUUGAGUUGAAAUACUCAGUGGGCUCUAUUACUUUUUCAGAUCUGUAGAGACAUACCUUCUUGACAAAACAGGAAGUGGGUUUCAAGUUGAUCGAUUUUUUGAAUCCGUGGGUGUCUUCAUUGGUGUUUUCUCAGGAUCAUUCUUUCUUGGCUUUGCUAUGGGACUUGUAACUGCUCUUGUAUCCUUUUUAACCUAACUUCACCUGUCAAGCAGUGAUUGGUAAAGUCAUACUUUAAUAAUAGCCUUGUUUACUUGAAAUAGUGCCAUCCACAUAGACAUUAAGGUCAGCAAAUCAAAAUAUUCUUUUUAGUUGCGCUGUACAGAAUAAAAAAAACCAUGCACUCAACUGACCUGUUCUGAGACUUUCAUUACUUACAGAAGUACUAUAGAAUGUAGUAGUUUAUAAGAAAAAAAUAUUUACAGAAGUUUGGCUUUGGUUACAGUCAAACCCUUGCUAUAAUUAAUGAACAUUGCCUAUAGGCAGACGUCUUACAUAUCUGAGUAGACACUGCAUCAGUCUGCAACAUAAGCCCUAUGAGCGAUCCACAUCAAAUUUCUUCUUGUAAUUUCUUUACUUUACCUACCAGAGUGGUCACAAUAAUAAUUAUUAAAGACAUUCCACUUAAUUGAUACUUUGAAACAAUUAAUUUCUCCCCACUGAGAAUUUAAAUUUGGAUAUUAGGAUUAAAAGGGUUAAUUAGAUGCCUCACCUGAUGGCAUUCUUUUUCCUAAAGGAAUCUGCUUAUGAGAGGUUUGACUGUUAGUAAUAUAAUUUUUCCACAGAACUUUGUCAUUUUCUUUUAUUGCCAUCCUUGACUCCAUUUAUUGUACAGGUGACAAAACUCACAAAAAUCUCAGACUUUCCAUUGCUUGAAACAGCCUUGUUUUUCUUGCUGUCCUGGACAACUUUCUUGAUGGCAGAGGCUGCAAAUCUUACUGGUACUGAUUAUUAUUUUCAUGCACAUCAGCAUUUUAUCAGUUAUUCUCUAAAGGAGCAAAAGUUUAGUUUUUGACGAUUACAUUUUUUCUCUCUGCAGGGAUUGUUGCAGUUCUGUUUUGUGGUAUAUCUCAAGCACAUUAUACCUACAACAACUUAUCAGAAGAAUCUAAGAUUAACACUAAACAGGUAAUGGAAUAACUAGUGCCAGCUACAUGCAGUGUUUUCUAUUAAAUUAAUUAUUAAUUAUUAAACUGUAAAAGUCUAUCACCCAUGAGGAAAAGAGCCAACAUUUUUAAUUUAGUUAGUAAUUUAAGUAGAUUAGCUUAAAAAAGUAACAUUGUUAAAAAGGCUUACACUUACCUUGAUAGUUUCGAUAAUUUACAAUAAUAAUAAUAAAUUACUAUAGCAAAAGGCCUAACUUCAUUAUAUACAAUAAGUAAACAACUUUGAUGAUAAUUAAUAUUAAAAAAGCAAAAUGAAUAACUAAAAAAAAUUAUCACUUCUGUGAGAUUGAGUUCAUUUUGUUCUAUUAGCAUUUUUUUCAAAUAACCUUUGCUACUAUUACUAUUAGGGAGCUUAAGCAACAACGACUGCGACGACUAUGAAAACGUCGCUUAAAAAGUGAAUUCAUGCUACUUCAAACUUAAUUGCACUUAUUUCAACUCGUUCAAUUCAUCAAAUUUUUCUGGAGUUAAAUUCUAUAAAAAGACUGUAUCAAAGUUGAAGAAAAGAAAAAUAAAGUCAUUGUCUUAUGUUCAUGUUCUCGACAAAACAUGAAUUUAGGCACUUUCACAUUGUGGUGGUGCAGCAGCAGCAAAGAAAUGUACAAAAAAAGCAUGAUGCACGUGCAAAGUUGUUGUUUUGCCAAUCUAAAAACAUUUUUUUUUUCCCGUUCUCGUUCUCGUUGCCGUUGCCGUUACCAUCGUCGUUGCUUAAGCUCCCUAUUAUUUUACUAAAUACUUUCUUUUGCAGACUUUUGCAUUGUUGAACUUUUUGGCAGAAAGCUUCAUUUUUUCAUACAUGGGGCUGUCACUUUUCACUUUUGAAAAUCAUCAGUGGAAUAUUGGUUUUAUUUCAUGGACAUUUGUAUCCUUAAGCUUGGUAGAAAUCACUUUUAAUAAUAUUUUUCAUAAUGAUAAUACAUAUAGAGAGGAUAUUACAUGGCUGCGUGGAGAUACGGUGAUAUUUUCACUUGUUCGAGCGAAAGCUCACCUGGUGUUUCAUUGGUGUUUAUUAAUAUAAUAAAACAGUUUCAGCAUUAUUACUGUAUUGAAGAUGUGACAUAAAUUCAAUUUGCUUGUUUGUUCAGUUGCCUCAUUGUAGAUCACAAUGGUAGAUGUAUUCUCAGUCCAAUUUGAGUCUUUCUCUUGGCAGCUAAACUAGAGGGCCAGUUUUGGGAGAGAUCUCUCCCUAAAAUUAAAUUAUUAUGGUAAUCAUAUGGUCUACAUUGGGGAAACAAAAUUAACAACAAACAAAUAAGGUCCACUGAAGCAAAACUCUCUGAAUACGUUCAAUUUAAUGAUUAAUUUCCAAUGCCCAGCAUUUCCAGAUCUAAACAGUUUCUGUAAUAAACAUUUGUAUACAAAGCUAUUGUCUCAGUUCAGAGCUGUACAUAGCUACAGCACUAGAAACACAAGAACAGGCAAACAAAACUGCUUAAAACUACUGUACACAUACAUUUUAUCCUCGUUGGUCUGUUUUGCAUUCAUCUUUAGCUAUCUUUUGGUCACAUGUUGACAUUUAUUUGUUAUAUUGAGGUAAUUCUAUUCCAUACAGUGUACAUUUUAUUGUAAUUUUUCUGCGCUGAAGAAAAUCAUUUGUUAUACCAAGGAGAGCUGGUUGUUUAUGAGAUGUCUGUUGAUCGUCAACCCCACACUAUUCAGGCCUAAUGGAUAGAGUUUUUAAUGCCUGUAUCCAGAAUACUUCCAGCUUCUGUAGUAUUAUUUAUUGUUUCAGGGGAGUAGGUUAUAGAACCCAAGAAUAUAACCAGUUUUGCAAUGAGUAACAACACUUAAAUAGCGCAAAAUUUGAAAAACUAUUAUGUAUUUGGUAUCAUCUGAUUAGUUGCUUGAUUAUUAUUAUUUACAUCAUUAUUUUAAUAAUUAGUAUUUAUUUAUCAUCAGCUACUCUUUUGUUUGUAAUGAGCUGAGGUAGUUACAUUCCUUAACCAAGUUAUCUCUGUAGCUUGCCAUGACAUUAGGAAGACUUUGUAAUAUUUAUCCAUUGUCAUUUUUACUCAAUUUGGGGCGACACAGGAAAAUUAGCUUUAAGUUCCAGCACAUGAUGGUCUUUGCAGGUAAGUGGACCAAAUUGUGAAAAAUGUUUCUCAUUAUUUGUACAAGAGUUAAACCCCCUUUUUACACCCUUGUUUUAGGGUUACGGGGUGCUGUAGCGUUUGCUUUGGCAAUGCGGAACACAGAAUCAGUUCCUCGUCAAAUGAUGUUGACAGCUGUGCUAAUUGUUGUCUUAGUAACAGUAAUAAUAAAUGGUGGUGCUACAAUGUCUGUCCUCUCAUUUCUCAAAAUAAGGUAAGAAAUCUCUGAAUAUUUUAAUUAAUGUUUUCACUCCUAGACCACAUUAAGAUUAUCAUUUUGUCAUUGUUCACUAACUUUUAAAUCCAUGGAUGAAAUCCUAUGAUGUUACCAUUGGGACAUUCCAUUUUUUAUCCCCCACCCCCCAUUUAUCAAAGGCAUAAUUUAAUAAUAUCCAGAAAGAGCCCUGUCGGAAUCUGAUAUUUUGACUAUUAUAUUUGAAGUACAAUAAAGGGUUUCGGAAUUAUCAUUUUACCCACGAGGGCCUGUCGGAACAACACUAUGUUGGUCUAAGAAUCUGAUGUGUCUAUGUUAAGUGAGUAAUUUAUAAUGACUAGCUACAUGGUUUAGGAAAGAUGACCCUAGUAAAAAUAAGAAAAUGUCCCUAAAAGUAUGUUGGGGACACCAUUGGCUGUAACUUUUUCUUGAUGUCACUGCUAAAAAUGUGAUGUCUUUUGUUUUGUUUCAGAGUUGGAGUUGAUCCAGAAGAAGAGGACAGGAAAUCAGCUUAUGUCUCGGUCAGCAUUGUAGGUUUUGUUUUUAGAAACGUGGAAGGUAUUUUUUUUCCAGGAAUUUUCUGUGGAUCUCAAAGAGCCAUUUAUGUGUAAAGUCCAGUCCACUCAGGAAAUUCCUGUUAGUACCACUCAUCUGGCAAUUAACAGAAGACACUACAUAUCGCAUGCAAUAUUCGACAUUACAGAAAAUCCAUAUUGAGUGCCACAUCACAUGACACAUCAUGAGUUGUGACAUUUUCACAAUAAUAAUAAUAUUAUAAGGUGUCACAUCUGAGAGCUGCCUGUUACAUGAGAUGCCUGCAAUAUUACUGUUCGCGGUAAUGUUAUAUUAUUUUCUUGAAGCACUCACCAGAAUGAUGACUAUUUGUAACCCUGUAUGGAUACAGUCUUCUGUGCACAUGCAUAUGAAUUAAAUUAAUUUAAAAUACUGCAUACUUGAGGUCUGUUGGUUUAGAAGUUACUUAGUCUAAUUGGAUUUGCAGAGGGAGGGGGACUGGAUGGUUAGGCACUGAACAUUAUCUCUCGGUUUUGGGAAUUAUUUUGCAAAUUAAGGAAAUAAUAUAACUAUAAUGAUUUGUACUUUCCAGUUUAAAACUCUCAGUAUUACAACCAAUCACCUUUGCUGUGUAGCACUUCAGAGCAAAGCAAUAUCUUAAGGGAUUUCUAUUUUUAAAUUAAAAUUCUUGUAGGAUGACAAUGACUCUCUCAGAUCGAGACAGGCCCAUUAUGAAAGAGCAUGGAUUUUUAGAAAGUGGUACGACUUUGAUGUCAAAUAUCCUUUUAUUCCACUUCAACACUGAUUUUGAUUUUUACAAAUCAUAAUUGAUGCUCUUACAACCCUUAUUAUAUGGCCCAACCUCAAUCACCAGAGUGUAAACCAACCUUGGCAAGGUGGAGCAAUGUGACUUUUAACUGUAUCAUGUACAUGUUUGAAUAAGCUUACUCUCCUUGACAAUUCUCACAUAUAUGAAACCUAUUUUUACCAACUAUGGCCAGUCACUGACUGAAACGUUACCAGGCUGUUGUGGUCCCCUUGCAAGACGUCUGUCACCUAAACCACAACCGAAGGUAAUAAAAUUAUUAAAACAAUUAUUUGUGACAGUAUAAACUUGGUUAAAAUCAUUAAAGAAGAAGACUAUAUAAAUUUUUCCACAAACAAUGUCUGUUGUUCAUUGCAUUUACAUUGAUCUAUUUGUGACUUUUUGUCUUGCCUUUAUACAUUAAUAAUAGUAGAAUUACUAUGUCGACCAAUUUGGUCAGUGCUUGGACUUGGUGACAGUGCCUGCUGUUUUUAUGAAAGAUCAGCCCACAAGUGGACAAUGUUCCAGCUGUCUUCGAAAGGUGUUUCAAUGCCUCAGAGAACGCGAAAUUACACAGAUUUCCAAAAAAGUAAACUUUAAAGAAAACUUUUGUUAAGAUGAUGUUCUUCCUUGGUGACCUGGAUAAGUCCAUGUUAUCAUUAUGGAAUUCUGGGGGCCGAAUUGCAGAUGUCUCUGUCACAAACAUCCCUAAUGGGGAGGAGCAAUGGGAUACUUGCAGGCCACAGUUUUACUUUAUUUUUGACCAUUGUUUUUUUAACCAAGUUUGUCCUAUUUGACUUAUUUCAGGAGGAGCCUGUAAAAGCAGACAGUGAUGAGGACAUGAUAAAUGUAAAUGGCGAGCUGUCAUUCACAGGUGGUGUCAUGGUCAGGCCAACCAGUGGCAGCAUGAUUAGUAAUGAGCCAAGUGAUAUCAUGAGAGAAGGAGACCUAGGACUGGGUGCUGUUGGUGGUGCACAAGCGUGAAUCCAUCAAUUUCAGUUAGUCAAUACCAAGUUUUUAAUAGCCUAGAAAUAUAUUAAUAUUCAUUUACAUGUACUUUAGGUUAUCUUGAUCAUAAUUCCUGUCUGGGUGUGUCUGAAGGUUCACCUGGUACACAGGUAAAAAGAAGUCCAAAGAAAAAAGACUUGAUAAUGGCCAAUGCCCUCUCCUUACACUUUUAAUAUUAAUGUAGUUCACGUUGUAUAGUAGAAAAAUAUGUUAUAUUAAUAUGAUGAAUACUUAUGAAGGAUUGUAGCAAUACAGUCAGGGUCCUUUAUAGCAGACAAUGUAGAGAGCUUGAGUUAGUGACCUUAUUGGUAAGCGUCCUUUAUGGCAGGAGUCUAUUUCAGUCAAAUGUCUGUAAUUUAGUUUUGCCUUGGAAUUUAGCUGCUGCCCGUAUUAUCAGGGUGUCCACAAGGCAAGAGUAAUCAUAAAAGGUUUGAAAUAUUGUCAGUAGUAAAACAUUGUGAAAAAUGAUAAUGGAAUCUUUUGCUAAGGUUGGCCAUACAAUCAUGGUUUGUUGUAUUAUAGAGUCAUUUUUGUUGUACAUUCAUAAACAGUCAUUAUUUAGAUCACAUAUUAUUUUUGACAAGUUGAAAAAUAAUUAAUAAUAAUUAUUACGACAUUAUUAAGUUCUAGAGUAACUGAAAAUAUUGUUGAGUCUUGACAAAAAGAUAAUCAUCUUUCUAAGCACAGCAGCGUAGAUACAAAACGUUUGGUCCAAGUGUUGGCAUUGCCCAAGCAGACAGAGUGUAGGUUUCUUGUUACUGUAUUGUAACUUUAUGAUUUGUGUACUUUCAAGAAACAUCUUUUUAUAGUAUCCUUUUUCAAGUACACUGCAUGUGCAUGUACCUUAAAAAAACAUUAAUUUAAAAGAGAAGGUAAGAUGGUUUUUGUGCAUUGAAGAAAAAUGAAUUGAAUCUUUCUGAGGAGCCAUAAUUUAGUUCUUAAUCUGAGAAAAUAAAUCUAAAAUUCACACAAUGAUGAUAUACUGUAAUAAUAUUUGACACUUAAAAUUACAAUUAUAUUGUAGAUCUGAAAAAAAAUUAAUAUACUAUACAGUGUAAGUAAAAAAUUAAAACAAUGACAAUGCAA